AUGACAGAAGCUGAAAAAGUAAAAGUUGAGAAACCUGACUUUGACGCAUAUAAUGAAAAGUUGAAUAAUAUUUCGGAAUCGAUUGAUCAGAUUAAGAAAAAAAUUGAUAAUCUGCAAAAGGAAAUCAAAAUAGCCAAUAAAGGCAAAGAAGAAUUCAACAAAAAGAAAAAAGACAUUGUUACGCGAAUUGACGGAUUUCAACAAGAAAUAGAUAAAUUGGAAAAUGAAAGGCGAAAAAUAUUAGAUGAUAUGGAAAAGAAGCAAAAGCACAAAAAAGAGCUAAAAGUAAAUGCACAGAAUAUAAAGAAGCAGAUUGGGUUUCAGAAUGAGGAAGAUAUUGAAAAGAAAAUUAAAGAAAUUGAAAACAAAUUGAUGACAUCAACAAUUUCUAUUAAGGAAGAGAAAUUGCUAAUUAAUCAGAUUCAAGCAUUGAAUAAGAACAAACCUCUUCUGAAUUCCUAUAGCAAAAUUGAAACGGAAGCAAAUAAGUACGACGAUGAGACCAUAAUACCAUUGAAGAGUCGUAUGGAUGCCAUCAGGGAGCAGAUAAAUAAAUUGAGAGAUGAAAAAAAAAAUGAGAGAAACAAAUUGAAAGAACUACAAAAUAGCUAUCAAGAAAAAAAUAACAAAUUGAACGAACUAAACAACUUAAGAGAUAAUUAUUCGAAAAAAAUGAAUAGCUACUUUAUUGAAAGAAGAAACAUAACUGUUGAAAUGGAAGAAAAAAGACAACAAUAUAGAAGCUAUAAAAUAAAUUUAUUGCAAGCGAAACAACAAAAAUUAAAAGAAGACAGAGAGAGAAAAAAUCUAGAAAUAGAAAAACAAGCAUUAGAAAAAGAUCUUGAAGAUAUUGAUUUAUUACCUUAUAGAGAAGAAUUAGCUCUCAUUGAAAAUAUGUUAGUGUAUUUAAAAAAAAUCCAAGAAGAAUCCAAAGUAGAAGAUGCUAAAAAACAGCAAAAUAAUUCUUCUGACAAAAAGGUGAAUGGAGAUGUAGAUGGUACAGAAAAUGAUAAACAAGCAAAUAAUGCAAAUGCCAAGGGAAAAAAUGAAAAUAAAAAAACAAAAAGUAAAAAAGAUAAGCAAAAAAUUUUUAAAUUGGAUAUGAAUAUUCUCUGCUAUUUUGUUACUGCUGGAAUAACGCCACCCGUAAGUUUUGACGAAGUAGAUUCUUGUAUCACGAAGUUGCACGAGAAAAGAGAAUUUUAUAAGACCAAGAGGGAUGAGAGUGUGAAGAAUGUGGAAUCUAGACGAGCUGACCUCAUGGCAAAAAUUAAGGAAAUCGAGGAAAAACUGGGUGCCUUCAAGCCAAAUGAUCAACAGAAAGGAAACAAGAUGGGCAAUAAAACCAAAGCUUGA
This is a messenger RNA of Plasmodium gonderi, 1356 nucleotides long. RefSeq lists its product as hypothetical. Lineage: Eukaryota; Apicomplexa; Aconoidasida; Haemosporida; Plasmodiidae. The transcript is spliced from 3 exons. Bases 1 to 1356 code for a protein of 451 amino acids. Gene Ontology annotation, cellular component: ribonucleoprotein complex; nuclear outer membrane-endoplasmic reticulum membrane network; endoplasmic reticulum. The record is from RefSeq and is a predicted model, not a curated record. Gene Ontology annotation, molecular function: mRNA binding. Gene Ontology annotation, biological process: intracellular mRNA localization.